AUGUACAGGGGUGAUUUGGGAUUUUGCAGUGUGGAGUGCAGAGACAGGCAGAUUUAUCUGGACGAGACGAAGGAACUAGAAAUCGCGACCCGAGAGAUAUUGUCAACCAGCCGCCGCGACGGCGGUGGCCGCUGUGAGACCCGCCGGCUCUUGGGAGAUUUUCGGACGCGCCGCCGCCCUUUUCCGGCUCAGAAGAGUCCAAUUAUUUUCUUGUAG
This is a messenger RNA of Striga hermonthica, 216 nucleotides long. The record is from the annotation of a GenBank genome assembly. Lineage: Eukaryota; Viridiplantae; Streptophyta; Magnoliopsida; Lamiales; Orobanchaceae.